AUGACUCUAAAUUCACCCGACACGGCCUUGCGCGCUGCCAUCGAGUUCGACAAUGGCAACGCACUUCUGGCCGAUGCGGAUGUUCCUGUGGACGUUGGUGGUGCCUCAUCGACGCUACAUCAAGUAGCACAAGACGAUGGACAGCCACUUGCCCAUUGCGAGGACUUGCAAGUGAGUGAAAGAGCUGCCCCACCGCCGUCGGUCAUGCGCAAAAAGUCGAACGCGUCCUGGACAGUUGGGAGCUUGGGCAUGUUGGUUCUUGCCGUCGCGGUCCCAAUUGUUCAAGGAGGUCCGCUAUAUGCCCCGACAAAGCCUCAAGCUCCUGCCUCCAACGCGGCCAAUUGGAUUGAGCUUCUCCCACAUGACAUUUUGAGUCAUGUGGACACUCAAGUGGAUCCAUGCGACGACCUGUACGCCUUCAGUUGCGGGUCGUGGCUGAAACAAGCACGAAUUCCCGACGGCGAAUCGCGCGUGUCCCUGACUAAUGAUCCCAUGCGGGACGACAAUGAAAAGGUCCUGCAAGAAGUGAUGCAGCAAGGAUGGCCACUACUCGGCGAGCUGUACGACUCAUGCAUGAAUUUCAGCAACACGAGCAGCGCGACAGAAAACGCGGCGUCGGUGGCUUUCUUGAUGCCAGCGAUCAAGCAGAUUGCCGCCACGACGAGCAAGAGCGAACUGUUUCAGCUGGCUGGCAAAUUGUCAAUUACAGGACCAAACUUUUUGACGUGGCUCUAUGUCAUGGCAGACAGUAGAGAUGCGACCGUGGAUGCUUUACACGCGUCCCAGACGGGUCUCUCGCUACCGAGUCCGGAGUAUUACUUGGACCCCAAAGAGUUCGCCUCGGUCAGUGCUGCAUUCCAUGCGUACAUCGUGGAGUUGUUUUCACUGGUUGGCUGGGAUUCACACAAUGCAGCAUCGCAAGCUUCUUCAGUGAUCGCCUUCGAGCAAAUACUUGCACCGUUGUAUGUACCGGAGGAAAAGCUACAGGAUCCAGUGGCAACGUACAACCGUAUGAGUGUAGCUCAAGCUGCUGAGGAGUACCCGUUACUCGUCGCGCAGGUCAUGCGUGGAAUGGGGGUACUGGAGAAACUUGUAGCUCAGAACGCAUAUGUGGUUGUCACAACACUUGCGUACUAUAAGCGUGUUGAAGAGCUCGUGACUGGAGAUUCCGUGACGCUCGACACUCUGAAAGCUAUGCUUACGUACCAAUACGUCAGCGCCCAAGCAAAAUUUCUGAGUGAGCCUUUCGCUCAGGCGUCUUUCUCCUUUCUCGAGCAGACGCUUAAGGGCGAAAAGAGUCGUGGUCCACGAUGGAAGGUGUGUCAGAAGCAAGUCACCGACACUUUACCUGACUUGGUCGGCAAGUACUAUGCACUUCUUCGUUUUGACAAGGAUAGUGAGCGGAUCGCGAAUGAACUUGUGAUGCAAAUUCGAGCAUCUGUUGAAGAGGAUCUCACGAAUGUGGAUUGGCUGGACGGACCCACUCGGCAAAUUGCUCUCGAAAAAUUGGGCAAGAUGACAACCUUGAUCGGGUAUUCGAAUCGUUCCGACCAUUUCCCGUACAAACUACACGGCGACGCACCACUUGCCGAAAACUUGCGGAUUAUCAACGAGCACGUCUCUGAUCAAACGGUGGACCGGAUCGGUCGUCCAGUGGACCGCAGCAAUUGGGAUGGUUCAGGUGCUGCUUUAGAUGUGUACUACCAGCCAACGGCAAACCUGGUUGGUGUCCCUGCUGGAUAUUUUCAACCACCAAAUUUUACUCCCGGACAGCAGUCUGUACGUAAUUUUGGGACGUGCGGUAGCUUCAUUGGGCACGAAAUCACGCAUCACUUUGACGCCGAGGGAAAAUCGUAUGACAAGGACGGCACCUUGGGAAACUGGUGGAGUAAUUUCACAGCAACGGAGUUUUCACAACGGGCAGAUUGUUUCGUGAAGCAAUAUAGCGAGUUCCCGGUGAUGAGUAGCGAGGAUCCAAACAAAGUGCUCGGUCACGUCAACGGUGAGCUCACUCUAAGCGAGAACAUCGCGGACAACGGCGGUCUGAAGUUGUCUUUCCAUGCGUAUCAGACCUACGUCGCCAAGCAAGCCAAGGAGCCGAGCAAGAUCAACGAAGGUGGAGCAACAUCCGUUUCAAGAAGCCAGCCAGAGCCUGCCUUACCUGCCGAUGUGGCUGACAAGCUUUUCUUCAUCUCGUUCGCCCAGAGUUGGUGCUCAAAGAGGAGUGACGCUGCCAUUAUUCAACGCUUAGCCGGCCCGAGGCCGCCUGGCCAGUGGCUCGUUAAUGGAGCUGUGAAGAACUCGCACGACUUCGCUCGCGUGUUUUCGUGCCCUGUCGGCUCGCCCAUGAACCCGACGACGAAGUGCCAGGUGUGGUAG
Peronospora matthiolae is the source of this 2379-nucleotide messenger RNA. NCBI's taxonomy places the organism in Eukaryota, Oomycota, Peronosporomycetes, Peronosporales, Peronosporaceae. The record is from the annotation of a GenBank genome assembly.